AUGCAACAAUUAAUUUCAGAAAUUCAAUUACUUCGUGCUGAGGUCAAUGAUCUUAAAGAGCGUAACCUUGACCUUGUUAAAUCGUGCCAAAUAGUUAAAACUUCGCAAAGUAGUACUGAUAGCUCCAAGGAUAUUAACCAUAUCUCCACUAAUGAUACUAAUGUAAGUUAUGCUAAAAAACUACAAAACUCUUCAGAAUGUGGUGUGAUCAUAAAACCAAAAAACUCAUCUCAAUCAGUAAAGCAGACCAAAUCUGAAAUUCUUCACACACUUAAACCUCUCCCUGCUAACAUUGAAAUCAAUAAAGUCAAAGUGGUUUCCAAUGGCGGAUUAUUAAUUAAAUGCGCAAAUAAACAACAAAGUGAUAAUCUCAUCAGUAUCGCGGAUGACAAGCUAUCUAAUAAUUAUAAUGUUAAAAAGACAACUACAAUUCUCCCUCGUGUACGUAUAGUUGGUAUUCCUGAAGGACUGAAUAAAGACGAGAUUGCUAGUUACGCCUUAUCACAAAAUUCUCAUCUCUUUUCAAAGGAUGCACUAUGUAAGGUGCAAAAAAUUUCAUCUACCUCUAAGUCCAAAGAUACGCUUCAAGCAGAAUGUCUAGUCGAUCUUGAUUCUUAUAAAAAUCUACUCGAUAACGGUCAUUUGCUUAUAGGUCUCAAUGGGUGUAGCGUUUUUGAUGCUCUCACGAUUUUAAGGUGUUUUAACUGCAAUGGUUAUAAUCAUGGUUCUGGUCAAUGUAAAAAGGAACCUGUGUGUCCUCUAUGUGCACAAUCCCAUAAUUUAAAAGCUUGUCCAAACCAAAGAAAUGAUGAUAAUACAAAACUCUGUUGCUCUAACUGUUUAUCUAUUCGCAAUUUGCAACACUUGGAAAUUAAUACUUCCCAUGCUGCUUGGGAUUACAAGCAGUGUUUCGCUUAUAAAUCUGCUCAAGCCAAAAUUAAACAGGAUGUGUUUAAUAUGUCAACACCUAUUGAAAUUUCAAAACCUAAGCCCCUUCUCACCGAUUUGUCUUGA
Zophobas morio is the source of this 1014-nucleotide messenger RNA. RefSeq lists its product as uncharacterized. NCBI's taxonomy places the organism in Eukaryota, Metazoa, Arthropoda, Insecta, Coleoptera, Tenebrionidae. Bases 1 to 1014 code for a protein of 337 amino acids. The transcript has a single exon. The record is from RefSeq and is a predicted model, not a curated record.